AGAGCUGCGCAAUGUCAACAGUAGAUCCGAAAAACGUGAAGGAGAAGUCGCUUUCAAGAAGAAGAAGGAGUGCACAUUAAGUCAAGCAGGAACUACUUCCUGAUAUUUAUUUCUUUUACAUUUAUUUAAGUGAACGUCAUCGACGCGGGAUGCCUUUCCUCGGACAGGACUGGAGGUCACCGGGUCAGAGUUGGGUUAAAACCGAGGAGGGAUGGAAAAAGACAUCAACAGAGGACAAAAACAACAAUGUCUCCGUGGAGAGCUUCUGCAAAGCCGAGGAGGAAGAGGAAUGUUUCAACAAGGAGAACAUGCUGCUCUCUCUCAGCUAUGACAUGGCUGCCAAGAAGAGGAAGAAAGACCUCAUGAACAACAACACCAAGGUCCCAUAUUUCCACCGGGAAAUGUGGAUUUAUGUUCAUAAAGGAAGCACCAAGGAGCGCCACGGAUAUUGUACACUGGGAGAGGCCUUCAACCGCUUAGAUUUCUGCAGCGCCAUCAAGGACACCCGGAGAUUCAAUUACGUCGUCAGACUCCUGGAGCUUAUCGCCAAGUCCCAGCUCCCCUCGCUCAGUGGAGUGGCGCAGAAAAACUACAUGAAUAUUCUGGAGAGGGUGGUACAGAAAGUUCUAGAUGACCAGCAGAAUGUCCGUCCCAUCAAGGAGCUGCUCCAGACACUCUACGUCUCACUGUGUGUUCUGGUUCAGGACAUGGGCAAGUCUGUGCUGGUGGGUAACAUCAACAUCUGGGUGCACCGCAUGGAGAACAUUAUGCAGUGGCAGCAGCAGCUCAAAAACAUCCAGAUCAACAGGCCGACAUCCUCAGGCAUGUCUCUGACCGACCUGCCUGCCAGUCUGCAGCUGAACAUCAUGCAGCGUCUGUCGGAUGGCAGAGACCUGGUCAGCCUGGGCCAGGUGUGCCCCGAGCUGGAGACCCUCGCUGAGGACCGGCUGCUGUGGAAGAGACUCUGCCAGCACCACUUCACAGACAGACAGAUCCGAAAACGCCUCAUGGUGUCAGAUAAAGGUCACCUGGAGUGGAAAAGGAUGUACUUUAAGAUGAGCCGCUGCUACCCUCACAGAGAGCAGUACAGUGACACCCUGCACUUCUGCACACAUUGCCACAUCCUCUUCUGGCAGGACACAAAACAUCCCUGCACAGCCAACAACCCGGAAAGUUGCACGAUGUCGCUCUCCCCUCAAGACUUUAUCAACCUUUUCAACUUCUGACACCCCCCCCCUUGAAUCCAGAUGAACUGAUGUACAUACUGUACAUAGAGAUGUACAAUGUUUUUCUUUUAUAGCACAAUGAAUCCCUGGAUGUGUAUUUAGUUGAGGUAUGACUGGAGGCAUUGGGACAAUUAUGCAAUGGAGAGUUUGUUUUGAUAGAGCACAGAGGCCUCUGGGAGAGUUCACUGUGAGAGUGAGUGAUUGUGACGGAGAGGAAAAGAGAUGUAGCAGCAGUCGAGGUGUGGACGGAGGAGGGAAGCAAAGUGGAUAAAGGGAACACUCUGCUGUCAGUAUUUAGUCUUAGUUUACUGUUGUUGAGAAAGAACAUCACAACAUUUGACCUUUUUCCCAAAUUUCAAGAAUUUGUUUUUAACGUUUUUAUUCUUUUUGUCGACACAGAAAGUAGAAAAUGACACAAACCCAUUUCCUUAAAGUUUGUAAGUGUUAAAUGUAUACUUUAAGGCUGGAGUAUUGAGUUGCUGGAGUUCCUAAGAGAUGAUGGAUGUAAGCGAGGGAGUCAGUAACUGCUCGUUAGACUGAGUGAUGAUUCCUUGAUAUUUAGAUGCACCAUAAUGUUUUCUAUUUUUCUUGUUGUUUUUCACUUUUUAUAAAGAUUUGAUAUGACUUUUUUUUUUUUAUUCUUUGUGUGUUCAUUUCCGGCUGUGGCUGCUUUAGCAACAGCGUCUGAGUGCAGUAUUACCAAAACAUCAGAGUCAGUUUAACAUCGGUGUGUGUGCCUUCUCAUGAAACUUGAAACUGGUACAGCUUAAUCCUUGUUUAUGUUUUUAGAUCCUGAUGCUGUUUUGUUUUUCCAUCAUCAGCAAUUGUCUCAUCCACGGAGAGAGUGCUCUUUAAGAUCUGAGAGACCUAAAUUGACUGUUUGCAACAUGUUACUUUCUGUAGCCUCCUGCAUGAUUCAUUUUUUUUAAAUCACCCAGCUGGGUUGACUUUUAUUUAUUGAGAUUUUGGCAAGUGGCUCAGCUUGCACUAUUGGGUUUGAAGGAAUAGGAAUAAAGAUGCAAUUUGACCCAGACUUUCCUCUAUCACUGCUCAGACAGUGAGGAUUGAUGUACAUGCUAUGCAAUGCAUUCUGUUUAUGUUCUGUUGAAUAAAUAAAAUAAAUAAUCUCAACUCUG
Molecule: messenger RNA, 2362 nt
Organism: Labrus mixtus (cuckoo wrasse)
Lineage: Eukaryota; Metazoa; Chordata; Actinopteri; Labriformes; Labridae
Gene: fbxo32
Product: F-box protein 32
Exons: 9
Coding region: 150-1226 (358 amino acids)
Biological process (GO): protein ubiquitination
Cellular component (GO): cytoplasm; nucleus; SCF ubiquitin ligase complex
Molecular function (GO): protein binding
Source: RefSeq, a predicted model, not a curated record